Molecule: messenger RNA, 1500 nt
Organism: Scheffersomyces coipomensis
Lineage: Eukaryota; Fungi; Ascomycota; Pichiomycetes; Serinales; Debaryomycetaceae
Exons: 1
Coding region: 1-1500 (499 amino acids)
Source: RefSeq, a predicted model, not a curated record
AUGUCGCUAGAUAAUGAGACAUCAAUACUGAACCAACUGUCAUCUUCAAAUAAAAAUCCAAUAGUGUCUAAUUCUUCUACGGGAUCUGCUGCUUUAAAUAACGCUAGUAAAGUUCUCAUACCAAACAUUAAAUCUGAUUCAAACACCACCACCAUUACUCCUUCUAAACCCUCCACGGCGUCAGCUUCUGGAGUAAGCAUUUUAAAUCCUAUAAUAUCCCCAAAGGGGUCAAAAGAUAUUGAAAAGUUAAGAAAGAAACGGGUUCAUGAUGAAGUCGACAAUAAUGAGGAAAGCAUAAUUGAUGAAGAUGAUGAAAUUGAUUCCGAUGAACAAGGAGUCGUUGUAGAUCCUGAGAUUGAAGAUUACAAUCAUUCAUUAAAUCCAUCUUCUAGCUCACAUUUCCAAGCUAGAACCAAUACACCAGGGUCUUCUUCAGCGGCUGCAACUGCGACAAGAUCAAAAUUAUCAACCGAAGAUAUUAAAAUAAUUUUAUACCUUAUUAUUAAAAUUAAACCAUUUAAAUAUAUUGGUGAUAGAUCUUUGAGUCAAACCAGAAAAUGGGAAAUUGUUCAAGCAAAAUAUUCCCAAGUUAAGGAACAAUUAAAGCCCUCGUCUUCAGCUUCACCAGCCCCAAAUUCCAAUUUAGUAGUUCCAACCGUAAGAACAUUACAAAGACAGUUAGCCACUGCUAUAAAGAAGGCGCUUACGAGACGUGAAGAAUCAGGUUCUUCUGACAAAGUAAAUACUAUUGAAAAACCAGAUGAUUAUUAUAAUUAUGAUUUUAUAACCAUUGAAAAUUCAUUAAGUGAAUUGGAAAAUUAUGUAUUGGAGCUUAAUGAAUUAAGUGAAAAUUUUAAGGCUGGAAGAUUAGAAGCUGUGUCUAAUCCUUCAGCUGUCAUAACAGGUACAACUUCCCCUGUAACAACAACUAGUAAUACAACUGCAUUACCAACUGUUUCAGCAUCAACUGCAGCUGCUGUAGCUGUGGCGGCUGUAUCUUCUAGUUCUUCAAGUCCUAACGCUCCAAAACCAAAAGAGCAAUCAUAUUUGAACUUGAAAGAGGUUUUAGAAUCGACUAGUUUAAUAGAAAUUCCACCUCAAACAAUAGCAGUACCUGAAGAAGACCCAAGCGAUAACUUGGUAAGUAAAUUCGAGACGUUGACUAAUGAAAUCUCAUCUAUAAUUGAUGCAGAUGAUAAGCAAUCGUUGCCAUUUAUUAAAACUUUACAAGGUUUUGCAAAUUUAAAUACUUUAUUGAAGAAUCAUGAAGAUAAAGUUCAAAAUUUGAAUGAAUCAUUAUUAAAUGAUUUACAUUCAGCUUUUAAAAACUAUAAAAAGAAAUUGAAUACAAUUCAUCUAAAAUUCAAUCAAGAUAAGUUAAAUUCUUUUAAAUCAUUUACUGAUUUUAUGAUUGAUUCUUUAAAUUCUACCGAUCCUUCUUCUACUUCCAAUGAAGAAGUUUUGAAGUUAUUGAAUUCAUUCAAGGAUUCAUUAAAGUGA